AUGACUUGGCCGAUUUUAGGCGAAAAACAAUGUUCUAAUGAAAAUUCGAUAUUUCAAGAAAGAAAAAGAAUUUCGAAAAAAGGAUAUGUGGGUUUGUGCUCCGCGAUUUGGUGGAUCGAAUGGCGUCAAAUUCAAGGUUCCACCGUUCAAGGAAAAAAAGGAGAUGGUGGAGAUGGAGAAGGUCCACUUGGCGCUUGGCAACGUUGGAGAUAUUGUUCCGAAGGAAAAUGGGCAAUGGGAUUCAGACAGAAAGUCGAGCCGGACAAAAAUCAGGCGGGUGACACGGCUAUGAAUGCUUUAAUUUUAAUCUGCAUAUAUUCAGAUGGUUCAGGUUAUGAAGAAAUAUAUGAAAUUCCAGGACAUUGGGGUGACUGGAGUGAUCCUUCUUCAUGUUGCGAUGACACUGCAGCUAAUGAUGUACGAUUUCAAUGUACAAAAUCUAAACAAGUAAUAACUACAUAUAACGGAGGUCAUUUUGGAUACUGGAGACCACGUGUAACAUGUACAGUUAACAUAGCUAUCUGUGGAUUUCGAUUGAAAUGGGAAAGUAAACAAGGUGGAGUAGAUGAUUCGGCAGCAAAUGGUAGUGAAUUUGCAUGUUGUCAUUUACGUAAGUUAAAUAUUGAAAGUUUUAAGCCAGUCGCAAAAGGUUAUCCUUGUGAAAUUCAUGCACUAUCGUGUAGAACAAAUCCUUGUAAAAACAAUGCACCUUGCACACAAGUUGGUCAUAAUGUAUCGUGCAAUUGUAAAAAUACCAGUUAUCAAGGCCACUUUUACGAUAAAUCCUGCUAUAACGGAAAAUCGUGUAUCAAUGGUGGUGUAUGUGAAAAUGGCAGUUGUCGUUGUAAAGAGCCUUACGGUGGCCCACACUGCGAGACGCUACUCGAAGCAGAUUCAACCAAUCUUUGUAACCUUUGGGGUGAUCCCCAUCUGUUAAUGUUUGCUCAGUAUUUUGGCGCACAAGCAGAUCAAUAUUUGUGCACUGGAUCGGGAACAUUUCCUUUAUUAUUUAAUAAAUUGAUUAAUGCUACAAUUACUGUAUCAGAUGAUGCUUGUAUCCGUGUUGAACUUGAUUGCUUUACAGAUCUUAGAAUGUCGACAGGCUUGUGCACUCGUCUUCUCAUCGGUACAUCAUUUCAAUACGAGCCGGCAGCUCGUCGUUGUCGAGGCUAUAAGAAUCCAGCUCAAUUAAGAUUGCUAAAUCCAACAGACGAAGAGAAACGAAUAAGUAAAUUAACCGAUGCCAUAUGUCAGGCUUACAUUGAUGAAGGAACAGAAGCAGCUAAACAGCUAAGUCUUCCAGUGGACAGUAGGAACGAUAAAUUUCUUAUGGAAGAUGUUCUGGAUGCUUGUAUCUAUGAUACUUGUACAAGCAGAGAUAGAGAAAUUGGUGCAAGUGGGAUUGAUGUACUAUUGUCUGAAGGUAUCAGAUUUUUAAUGCCAAAAAAUGAUAGUGACUAUCUAAUUUAUAUUACACGAGUAGCGAUAGAAAAGGAAACUGUACUAAGAAAAACUGCAUUCCGUAUUGAAAUUGUUGAAUUAAUGGAUUCGGAUAAUACUUCAACCAUUGGAUAA
Didymodactylos carnosus is the source of this 1575-nucleotide messenger RNA. The record is from the annotation of a GenBank genome assembly. NCBI's taxonomy places the organism in Eukaryota, Metazoa, Rotifera, Eurotatoria, Philodinida, Philodinidae.